Molecule: messenger RNA, 1274 nt
Organism: Lotus japonicus
Lineage: Eukaryota; Viridiplantae; Streptophyta; Magnoliopsida; Fabales; Fabaceae
Exons: 4
Coding region: 514-1140 (208 amino acids)
Source: RefSeq, a predicted model, not a curated record
GGGACUAACAAAAAUAAAAAAUCAUAUUUGACAUGGACAUGGUUGAAGGGGUAUGCUGGUAUCGCACAUUGGGGAGCUUUGUUGCAAAUUCAAGCUGUUUCUCACUAGCAUCCGUGGCUAUGACAUUCUGCUUAUUUUUGCUGUGAAGUUUUCUGUUGGUGUGGCUGAAUCCCGCUGCUAGUGUGUGCCAUUAACAUGAGUACUUCUAAAAUACCAAAAGCUUCUUGGGACGUUCAAGUGACUGGAUAUUUCGUACAAGCAUGCUUGGUUCAAGUUGCUAAUGGAGAACGCCAAGGUACCAGCUUUACUAAGAAGGGGUGGAUAGGAAUUGAAAAGCAAUUUAAUGAGUUAAGUGGAAGGAAAUAUAACAAGGAUAAGUAGAAAAAUAAGUAUGAUAAUUUGAGAAGGGAAUGGCGAACAUGGUAUAAAGUAUGUGGCAAAGAAAUUGGCGUAGGAUGGGAUCAUGUGAAACACAACUUUGAUGCACCAGAUGAGUGGUGGGAGAAGAAGAUCAUGGAAAACCCCAAUUAUGAAAAACUUAGGGAGAAGGGACUUCCAUUUGCUCAUGACUUGACUAUACUUUACAAAGAUGUUGUGGCAACUGGCGAGCAUGCAUGGGCACCCUCAUCAGGGGUAAUGCCUAAUGGGGUUCAAGAUGCUAGUGAUGGAUACCGCCCAUCCUUAGAAAAUCUUUGCCCUAGUAGAGAGGAAGGCUCAGCUGAUAGUGAAGAUGAUAGUGUUGGAGCAACAGAUGGUUUAGCUGGUAUUAAUUUAAAUAGUUCACAAGGAAAUGUGAGUCAAGGAGUUGAGAGUCAAAGGACUGGAGAGAAGAGAAAGAGAAUUACUCAAUCUGAACAGAUAAAGAACAAAAAAAACUCAACUGCCUCCUCAAGGAUAGCAGAUGCUGUUAGUGUGAUUGCGGAAACAUGCAAGUCACGCAAUGAUGCAGUGGACAAUUCAUCCAUUGGUGAAGUGAUGGCUGAGCUUCAGACCAUUGAAGAAGUUUCAAAUGAUAUUGAGUUGCAUACCAAAUGUUGCCUACUAAUGAUGCACAAGCCAGCUAGGGAUAUGUUUGUUGCAAUGCGAGGUUUAGAAGAGAAAAGGUUGCAUUGGCUUAAGGUUGCGGCAAAUAAGCCCUAGCCAUUAUGACUAUGUAGGACUAGUUAUAAACUAUCUUAAUUGUGUACUCUCUUUAUUGUGAACUAGCUAGUUGUGUCUUUCUUGUGUACUCCAUUUACCUUGAACUAGUUAUGACUUUGUUGUGUACUCUCAUU